Molecule: messenger RNA, 3981 nt
Organism: Psylliodes chrysocephalus
Lineage: Eukaryota; Metazoa; Arthropoda; Insecta; Coleoptera; Chrysomelidae
Source: the annotation of a GenBank genome assembly
AUUUUGACAGAAUCUUAUAUUCUGGAAUUAUUUGAAUGAUUUGGUAAAUUUUUUAAAUAAAUCAUUUACUAUGAGUGAUGAAAAUCUAAAACCCUCUGGAUCAAAAGAAAAAAACGAGUCUGACGACCCACCUGACAACCCACCUGACCAAGAUGAAUGUGAUCAAGGGGUUUGUUAUAUAAAAGAAGCCGAAGAAAAAGAUGAUUCAAAGACUUUUAUUACAGAUAUAUUAGACAAAGCAACAAAUAUUGAGGAAUCGGCUCCUUCGCGGGUAAAUUUUGACGAAAACCUGCUCUCAAAAUUGGGCUUAGUAGAGUCUAAGGACCUCGAGAAUAUCAAUACAGAUGAGGAUGCAUCAAAACUUAAGGCAUAUAUACCAAAAGGUUAUAUCGAUAGUGCAAUAAUGGUUCUUGACCCUGAUAUUAUUCCAGAAAAACAGGAAUCGACUUCUGUAGAAGACGAAUCUAUAAGCCUAAGUAUGCUUUCUUCUAUAGUUCCUUCAGAAAUUUUAGAAAAAAUGAGUGAAAUUUUUGCCGAAGAGAAACAGGACACAGCACUUAAAUAUGGUCCUUUAAUUGGUGCUAUUGAUGAAGGAACCUCUAGUACACGGUUUUUAGUAUUUGCCUCAAAAACAGCAGAAGUUCUUACUUAUCACCAAGUACCAAUACCUUCCAUUGUUCCUCAGGAGGGUUGGUUUGAACAGGACCCUAUAUUAAUAUUACAUGCUGUGAAAGAAACCAUAAAAGUAACCUGUGAUAAUUUAGACAAAUUAAAUAUUGAUGCUGGAGAGAUAGCAGCAAUAGGAAUUACAAAUCAAAGAGAAACUACUAUCCUUUGGGACCGUGAGACUGGACUACCAUUAUACAAUGCAAUAGUUUGGAUGGAUACAAGAACUAAUACUACUGUAGAUGAAAUUUUAAAAUAUGGACUACGUAGUCAAUACUUUUUACAGCAAGCAUGUGGUCUUCCAGUUAGCACAUAUUUUAGUGCACUCAAAAUUAAAUGGCUGAUGGAUAAUGUACCAGCAGUCAAAACAGCUGUUGAUGAAGAAAGAUGUUUAUUUGGGACUGUUGAUACAUGGAUAAUAUGGAACCUUACUGGGGGAAUUAAUGGUGGAGUGCACAUUACAGAUGUUACAAAUGCAUCUAGGACUAUGCUCAUGAAUAUUGAAACCUUAAAGUGGGAUCAAAAACUAUGUGACGUUUUUGGCAUUCCAAUGAAUAUUCUCCCAGAAAUAAGAAGUUCAUCUGAAAUAUAUGCAUGCUUAUUCAUGGAAGGAAUUCUAGAUGGUGUUCCUAUAUCUGGUAUUUUAGGUGACCAGCAGGCUGCUUUAGUGGGUGAAAUGUGCUUUAAAAAUGCUCAAGCAAAAUGUACGUAUGGUACAGGGUGUUUCAUUCUUUAUAACACAGGUCAACGUAGGGUGAUAUCGUCUCAUGGACUACUUACUACGGUUGCUUAUCAAUUCGGUCCCAAAACACAACCAAUUUACGCCUUAGAAGGAUCUGUUGCUAUAGCAGGUAUAAGCAUUAAGUGGUUAAGGGAUAAUUUGGAAAUACUGAAAGAUGCUGCUGAAUCAACAGAACUAGCUCAAUCUGCUGGCACUGAGGGUGAAGUAGUUUUUGUCCCUGCUUUUUCAGGAUUGUAUGCCCCUUAUUGGAGACAAGACGCUAGAAGCGUAAUUUGUGGAUUGACUGAAGAAACCAAACCGGGGCAUUUAGUGAAAGCAGCUCUCGAAGCGGUUUGUUUUCAAGUUAGAGACGUAUUAGAAGCCAUGACGUUAGAUUGUAGUAUGCCUCUAAAUAAGCUGUUAGUCGAUGGGGGAAUGACAGUUAAUGAUUACCUAAUGCAGAUGCAAUCCGAUUAUACCGGCAUUCCCGUUGUUAGACCAACACUGACUGAAACGACCUCUUUUGGAGCUGCUAUCGCAGCAGGUAUCGCAGAAGGAAUUGCUGUAUGGGAAUUAGACAAAAUACUACCAGUGCCAUGUGACACGUUCCAACCUCAAAUCUCUGAAGACUUACGAAACAUCAAGUUUUCCAAAUGGAAAAUGGGUAUUGAACGAAGUCUAGGAUGGAUAAAAACUGGAGGGGUUGUAAACGAAAUAAAUUUACCUAGAAUGGUAGAAUGGGACGAAAACAAAUCAGAAGAGAGAAUUGUAGCGGCCGCUCCUGCUGGACUCUUCCUUAUUGGUGCUGCGGCUAUUAUAGUCUUGUCUGAAUAUUUUCGGAGGAGUAUUAGGUAGUUUCAAUUUUUUUUAAAAUAGCUUUUAAUGUUAAUAGGAUUUUUUUUAGCCAUUCAAUUGAUUGCUAAAAUGUUUAGUCCAUGGAUGCUACUGAUCGAUAGAAAUCAGUUUGUAGUCGAGUUUUGUGGCUCUUUGUGUAGUUAGACAAGCGAACGAAAAUAAUUAAUUGCACAGAAAGCUUUAAAGUUGUUGACACGCGUCUUGGACUUAUUGUAAAAUCUCAUAUUUUCUUAUUAGUGAUAGGACUUUUCAGGAAAAGUAAUUUUUGGAAUAAUCCGACGGACAUGUCCGGAAAAGUAGUGAAAAACAGUCGACAUUGGGUAUAGAAGACAAAAUCAAAUAUUUUUCCAGUCUGGAUGUUUUUUAUUUGGGAACAAUAUUUGUAUUUUUGAUUUUUUAUUACAACUUUUUUCCAACCUUUAGAUUUUUUUGGUAAUUUUUUUAUUAUUUUAAAUUCAAAAACAUUAUUAAAAUAUAUAAAAAUUUGUUAAUAAUUUGUCGUUUCUUCUAUUUUAAACUAUAUUUUUCUUUGUUAAUAAAAAAUUUAGACAAUUUAGUUAAUACAGUUUGGACUAGUUAACUUUUCAGACUAACCCGUCGGAUUUGUCUGUGAACAUUACGGUCCAUUACUAUUUUUUAUAGACUUGACAGUAUUAUUAAGUUACCUACAUGUUUAUGGUUAUUUAUGAAAUAAAAUGUGUUAGCUGUGAUUAGUUUUAUACGUGAUUAAUAAAAAGACUUUAUUUUAGUUAUGUUUAAGUCAUAAAUAUCUUAAACUUGACGAUUUACUUCUGUUGCUAAAAUGAAAUGAGUUUUACAAAAAUUUGUUUGUAAAAUUUUUGCUACUUCCAAAUUGAAAUCGUUAUUUUUUUAUAUAUACAGUGUGGGUUAUCGGUAACGCUUCUAGCUGCAAAGAAUUCUAUUUUUUUAAUCUGUUUUCACAGCGAGAUAUACAAGGGUGUUCUUUAAUGAUAAUACGAGUAUUUAGUCGUGUGAAUCUACAUGAAAAAUUAAUAAUAGUUUGCUUUAAAAAAUAGUUUUGGUUUUAAAAACUUAGGCGGUACAUAUGGCCCACCCUAUAUAUUUACAAAAAAUAUUAAUUUACUAUUAUUCUUCAACAAGUGCUUCUAAUUGAUUAAAUACAACAAAAAUUUUUUAUAUUGACUAUUACCUGCGAUUUGUUCUGUUUAAAACGGGAAAGGCGCAGUCUUCAUAAAUCGAAAUAUACAAGGUGUAGCUUAAAAAAAAACGGAUUCGUGCUAUAAAUUCUUUAAUUGAUUUUCUUUCAUAAAUUUUAACAUUAUCCCCCUUCAUGGCGCUUUUACCAGUUCAUGCGAGUUUUUAAAUGAUCAAAGCAUUUAUCUUUUUAAAGUAUGUUCAUUGUCUGUGUCGUUUUUUUCUAUUCCAACUUCUGCUGUCUCAAAUAUAAUUCCUGUCAAUGCUGAUUUGACUCUUGGGAAAUGGAAUGAAUGUUCUAGCACAGGACCAAAAACCUAUUGAUAGGCAGUUCAGAGUGGGCUGGAACGUUAUUCUGUCGUUCACGACAAGUAAUCCUGAUAUCAAUGUAGUAAAGUUAUUUCACAUUGACGCAUUGUUUUACCUAAAGACCACGGACUGAAGAUACAAACUUCACUACAAACGAAAGCUCUAUCCCAACUAAGAAAAGUGUAACCUUGAUGAUGACAGAGAGGAGAUGUCACGUGUUUCUGCAGAACGGUCAGUCCAUUUUUUUUUUAUAG